AUGAAGCUUGCUCAUGCAACCCUCCUCCUUGUUUCUCUUGUUCUUAGCUCCUCUUUGCACGCCAUGGCCGACGAUCUCAUUCCGCAACCCGCUCCAAGUUGGUGCGACACCAAGUGCGAUGCGAGGUGCAAGGACGCAAAGGAGAAGGACCGGUGCCUCAAGUACUGUGGAAUCUGCUGCAAUAAGUGCCAAUGCGUGCCGUCAGGGACGUAUGGGAACAAAUUGGAGUGCCCUUGUUACAAUGACAUGAAGGACUCCAAGGGAACUUCCAAAUGCCCUUGA
Syzygium oleosum is the source of this 282-nucleotide messenger RNA. RefSeq names its product peamaclein-like. The coding region runs from base 1 to 282 and encodes 93 amino acids. The record is from RefSeq and is a predicted model, not a curated record. Lineage: Eukaryota; Viridiplantae; Streptophyta; Magnoliopsida; Myrtales; Myrtaceae. The transcript is spliced from 2 exons.